AUGGUGGCGAUUUUGGAUGGCGGCGGGCUGUGGUUCAUGGUGCUAUUGAUCCUGCAACUCUCAAAGGGUGUAAAAGGGUCACCACAAGUUGCAGCCCUUUAUGUGUUUGGAGAUUCAUUGGUAGAUGAUGGAAAUAACAACAACCUCAACUCCAUGGCAAAAGCAAACUAUUUCCCAUAUGGGUGUGAUUUCGAUAGAGGUGCCACUGGCAGAUUCAGCAAUGGAAAAACAUUUGCUGAUUUUCUUGGUGAGUUGUUGGGAGUUCCUUCUCCUCCAGCCUUUGCAGAUCCCAGCACAGUUGGAGCUAGAAUUCUCGGCGGAGUUAACUACGCUUCAGCAGCUGCUGGCAUCCUUGAUGAAACAGGACAACACUAUGGAGAUCGGUACAGUUUAAGUGAGCAGGUGGUGAAUUUUGAGACAACUUUAAGGCAGCUAAGAACAAUGAUGAGUGGAGCAAACCUGACUCAAUACCUGGCUAAAUCCGUGGCAGUAAUGGUGUUUGGGAGCAAUGAUUAUAUCAACAACUAUCUCCUACCUGCCCUUUACCCGUCCAGCAACAUUUCCAGUCCUUCCGAAUUUGCCAACAUUCUUCUCAACGCCUAUGCACGACAAAUUGUGCAAACUUCCGAGCUGCUCCGACAAUUUUCUAGCAAAUUUCUGAUCAUCUUCCAACGACGUUCUAAUCACCUCCCGGCCAUCCUCCAACAACUUCUGACUAUCCACCCGCAACUCUUUAGUCACUCUUCGGUUGCGAUCCGACCUGCCCCAAUCACUAAUCUAGUCAUGGCCGCUACACUGUUUAACUCCUCUACUCCAGUCAUUCUCGUUGCGGCAACUUCUAUGCCUUCUCUUACUAUAGAUAAUGUUGAGGCAAUUGUGACCAAGGAUUAUGGUUAUGACAUUGAACAUAAGGAUUAUCGGUGUUAUGACCCAAUAACCAAGCGUCUUCGAAUCUUCCGCCAUGUUCAGUUCUGGGAACACAAGGCCUUCAAUAGUGUUUCAAAAUUCCCAUUCAAUACUUUCUUAUAUUCUCCUAUUUUCACUAACUCAUCUAUAGAUCUUUUCCCAAAUUUUUUUGAUGCAGGUAAUGUAAGCUCAUCGGGUGAUAACUCAAUGACUGCUCCUCAUGACUUUGGAUCACCUGUUUAUCUUAUCAUCACAUCUGAUCCAUCUGAGUAUAACUCAACGACUACUCGUCGUGAAUCUGGACCAUCUGUUGGUCAUGUCAUCUCACCCGAUCCACCUGAGUCCUCUUCCACUUUGGAUGUUCAUCGUUCCAAUAGGAUUGUAACCAGAUCUUACCCGUCCUUAUUAGCUCGGCUCGGUCAGGACUUUUCGAGUUCCAUGACUGAAUGCCCAGUUUCUAAGGCAACAGAGGCACUACAUAGUGUAGGACUAAGGAAAUUCAUGCUAGCAGGAAUUGGACCACUUGGGUGCAUCCCUAACCAGUUGGCCACUGGUCGUGCUCAGCCAGGACAAUGCGUUGACUACAUUAAUCAAAUGUUGGGUACCUUCAAUGAAGGGCUAAGAUCGCUAGUCAACAAACUAAACAACGGCACCCCUCCUGGUGCCCUCUUUCUAUACGGCAACACUUAUGGUGCUCUUGGUGAUAUCCUAAAUAGCCCAGCUAGAUAUGGUAAGCAAUUAUUUCAUUUCACAAGACGAUCAUUGUUCAAUGGAUCAAUUUCUCUAGUCAGGAAACACUAUUAA
Molecule: messenger RNA, 1710 nt
Organism: Ilex paraguariensis (yerba mate)
Lineage: Eukaryota; Viridiplantae; Streptophyta; Magnoliopsida; Aquifoliales; Aquifoliaceae
Source: the annotation of a GenBank genome assembly